Molecule: messenger RNA, 2549 nt
Organism: Myotis myotis
Lineage: Eukaryota; Metazoa; Chordata; Mammalia; Chiroptera; Vespertilionidae
Gene: HPGD
Product: 15-hydroxyprostaglandin dehydrogenase
Exons: 7
Coding region: 98-898 (266 amino acids)
Cellular component (GO): cytoplasm
Molecular function (GO): oxidoreductase activity, acting on the CH-OH group of donors, NAD or NADP as acceptor
Source: RefSeq, a predicted model, not a curated record
CCGCCCACUCGCAGGAGGGCGCCGGGCCUGGGUGCAGGCGCGCGCCCGGGAACAUAAAAGCUGCGGAGGCGCCGAGACGCCUAGCAGCGGCCGCACCAUGCACGUGAACGGCAAAGUGGCGCUGGUGACCGGCGCGGCGCAGGGCAUCGGCAGGGCCAUAGCCGAGGCGCUGCUGCACAAGGGCGCCAAGGUAGCGCUGGUGGAUUGGAGUUAUGAAGCAGGUAUCGAGUGUAAAGCUGCUCUGGACGAGCAGUUUGAACCCCAGAAAACUCUAUUCAUCCACUGCGAUGUGUCCGACCAGGAAAAACUGAGAGAUGCUUUCAGAAAAGUUGUAGACUAUUUUGGAAAACUGGACAUCCUGGUCAAUAAUGCUGGAGUGAAUAAUGAGAAAAACUGGGAAAAAAUGCUGCAAAUUAACUUGGUUUCUGUCAUCAGUGGAACCUAUCUUGGUUUGGAUUACAUGAGUAAGCAAAAUGGAGGUGAAGGCGGCAUCAUUGUCAAUAUGUCAUCUUUGGCAGGACUCAUGCCAGUUGCACAGCAGCCUGUUUAUUGCGCUUCAAAGCAUGGCAUAGUUGGAUUCACGCGCUCAGCAGCGAUGGCUACUAAUCUUAUGAACAGUGGUGUGAGAAUCAACGCCAUUUGCCCAGGCUUUGUCAAUACGCCCAUCCUUGAAACCAUUGAAAAAGAAGAAAACAUGGGACAAUAUAUAGAAUAUGCAUACCACAUCAAAGAUAUGAUGAAAUACUAUGGGAUUUUGGACCCAUCAACAAUCGCCGAUGGAUUAAUAACACUCAUUGAAGAUGAUGCUUUAAAUGGCGCUAUUAUGAAGAUCACACAUUCUAAGGGAGUUCAUUUUCAAGACUAUGAUGCAACUCCACUUCCUGUAAAAACUCAGUGAACAUCUUCUAUAUCAGCCAUAACUGAAGAUAAGCACAAGUGACUUAUAUUCAGACCAUAUCUUCAUUCGAAUAUAACUUUCAAAGUGAAAUGUUAUUGUAUGACACUUCCCUUCAUGCACUUGAUGUUAAUUUUUUUCUAAAUGAUUAGUCAAAUAUAUAGAGAAAAAAUUGGGGACUGUCAAAAAUAUGAUGUGAAUCAAAGCUAGAUUUUGAUCCUUAUGGUCUAGGUAAUGAUUAAAACAAAGGAUAUUCAAGGAAUAUUCUGCUUUUCAAAAAAAAGUAUUUAAAUUUGUGGUUCAUAAAUAUUGUUUUUCAGAACAUCAUUUUAAAGGGGAUACUUGAAUUGUUAUUUAAAUCGAACCAUAUGUAAAAAACAUGCCUCAUUUUGUUUCAAUAUUCGCAUUUUAAAAGAGGGAGGUUACUGACCAUGGCAACUAUUUAGUAACAAUAACUUUUAUGUAUAUACCAGCUUUCAGCUGAACAUGUCACCUUUUAAAGUUGUGGCCUAUUUGGCGGCAGUUAAGGAAUAAAUUACAGUGUGCGUACAAUCCUAAAUGAAAAAUCUGAUGCAUGAAAAAUGACAGAAUGUAACUGGCUGAGUUGUUGAUUCACAGUUCAGCUUCCCAUCUGGGAAAAGCGGUUUUUCCCUCUUUGCUUACUUUAAAAACUUUCAUUGAGUCCAAAAAUCUCAGGAAUGAAAUUUGUAAUAGCUACAGCAGAAAAGAUAGUGCUCCUAAAAUGUUAUAUUUAAGAUACACUUAUUAAGAAAACAAAUACAGACGUAAUUUUUUUCAGAUUACUUCUCAUUUAUUUUUACUAAUUUCAAAAGUGCCUUCUUUUUAAUGAGACUCCCCCCCCCCCCCAUCUCCAGAAGUUACUUAGUGUUCUAUGUAUAGCGAUGCAGAAGAAGCCAAUUUGUUGCAGCUUCCACUGUAAAUGUUUUUGUAUGCUCGGAGCCAUAAUCACAAGAGGUAAAAAUAGCUGUGGUGUAUUUCUGUUUUCCCUGUCAGGUCUUUUAAGAUGGGAUCAUUAAGUGCACCUGCUUUGGGCAACCCUAUUCACAAGCAAUAAUUAAAGCUAAUAAUAGUGAAAGCACAAGAUUUCUAACUCAAUCCUUUCCUCUUAUAACUUAUACAAAAUACAAAAUGUAAAUGUUGUAUGAGUGAUUCACUGUGUCUGCUAACUCCAGAGCUCCCAGCUUGGAACAAAAUUUAUCCACCUGAGAUUAAUAAACAUUUCCUGGAGAUCCUGGAGUGUUGCCAUAUCUUGCUCUGUUUUAAUUCUGCCAUAGAGAACAAGUUGCCUUCACUUUUAAAAGGGAAUUUGAAUAUGAGUAACUGUCGUCUAGAUCUUCACAUAAUGUAUUUCAAAAGCCACCAAGAAAUGAACAUCAGUGACUGUCUAAUAGAGAUAAAUUGUAUAAUUAGCACAACCUUAUUUGUACAUCACGGCAGUGACCAAUCAGUGAAUAACAUGGGUACUAUAUGUGGUGUGUCACUUUUGUAUGUAUUUUUCCACUGUAAUGUUUAAAGCUGUAGCUUAAGCUUUUCAUUCAUGGAUAAUUCUUUGUAUUGGCAGCCUUCAGUAAACUUUGUACUUUGAUUUUCAAUUUUUUUCAAAUUAAUAAACUACGCAGAUAUUUACAACUGA